AGUGACGCACAUGACGAUCCUGUGAUCCCGUGCCUGUUUCCAGAAGUAGGCAUUAGGGAAAUUUUGGUUUAGGGACAGUGUGUUGCUCAAACCGCCCGGAGCUCCGUGGAGAACUGCAGAACUUCAGAGGCAAGGAACCAUGAAUCUGAAAACCUGGCUUUUUGUAGCCGCUUUGAUAGCGGGUACCCCCGCACCUUCCGCCGCGGGUCCGCUCCAUGCGCAGUGCAAAGUUGAGUGGUAUUUCGGGAUCCCCUGCAGGCAGGUGUACGUGUCUCUGGUGAACCAGAUAAAGAAGUGGAGGACUCUAGCCAGCUGUGCCAUGGGGGGUAUGAAGUGUCUCUAUAAGCUGCAGUCUGCUAAUAUCCACUUCAUCUCGGCCAAGCACACCACCCCGGUGAAGAGGCACGUGGACGACCUCAGCUUCCGCCUGGUCCCCUUCAGGCUCUUCACCCACUGCCACGUGUCGGCAAUGUCUGUGUCUGAAACCUGGUACACCAUUCUUGAUCAUGGCACCAACUACUGCAACCUCUACAAUCUGAUGGAAGGCAGUGGGCUGACAGAAGCACCGGGCUACACGGAGAUAACCAGCGAUUUCCUCUGUACCCAGCGGUCCUCUGCCAACUGUACCAUUUACUGAGGCUGACACUGCCAAUGAACUGAGACUGAGACUGCCAAUCACUUUACAUUCACAUUAAGACUGCCAAUCAUCUCACACCAACACUGACACUGCCAAUCAACUUACACCAACACUAAGACUGCCAAUCAUCUCACACCAACACUAAGACUGCCAAUCAUCUCACACCAACACUGAGACUGCCAAUCAACUUACACCAGCACGGAGACUGCCAAUCACCUUACAGGAAUGCCAAGACUGCCAGUCUGGCCAGACUACCUUACAGCAAUACUGAGACUACCAUUCACCUUACAGCAAUGCUGAGGCUACCAAUCACCUUACCGCAACACUAAGACCUGCGAAUCAACUUACACCAACAUUAAGACUGGCAGUCACCUCACACCAACACUUAAGACCGCUAAUUAUCUCCAAUCAACGCUAAAACUGCCAGCUGUAUCAGCUUCAGGCCUACUUGCUGUACCUUAACACUAACACCUAGACACCCGUCUGUACAGACACUGAGACCUCCAGCCACAUUACACUGAGACUGAGACCUCUGACCUACAAGCGUGCAAGCACUGAGACCGCCACAUGUGCCUCGCGCCAGCGCUGAGAGCCAGCGGCAGGGAACGUUGUCUUUGCACGGCCGGCAGAAAUGGCAAAUGGAAGCGCAGGAAGCUUGUGGUGUGGCGGAGCAGAAAGUGGGAAAAGAUGGCAUGUUUAAAAUGCCAGUUGAAGCCACGGGGUUACGCUGUGAGUAAAGAGGGGGCUUAGCUCUUAGCUUCGACCUGGUGUGCAAACGUAGCCAUUUUCAUAGCUGCGAGCUAUUUUUUUUGACAAAUGUGUGAUUAUCCUAAU
Megalops cyprinoides (Indo-Pacific tarpon) is the source of this 1471-nucleotide messenger RNA. RefSeq lists its product as uncharacterized. Lineage: Eukaryota; Metazoa; Chordata; Actinopteri; Elopiformes; Megalopidae. The transcript is spliced from 5 exons. The coding region runs from base 140 to 637 and encodes 165 amino acids. The record is from RefSeq and is a predicted model, not a curated record.